CCUCUUUUCCUUCCUCGACCCUCGAGCAUCGCUGCUGCUGCUGCUACUGCUGCUCCUCUCACCUCCCCAUCGCUGAUUGUGUCCUCAUUCAUGCUCCUCCGAGCCUCGCAUUCGUCCUCACACCUACUCCGCCUGUUCCCGAGACGCCUCUUCUUCUCCGAGCCCCAGGUGAUCGUCAUUUCGACGACAACCUCUGUCCAGCUAUCCUCGUCCCUUUGCACCACAUCGCUCGCCAUGGCUCCCCCCAAGCCUGCUCUCGACUUUGUCGAUUUCGUCAACGCCUCACCCACUCCCUACCACGCCACCAAGUCGGCCGCCGAGCGGUUUGAAAAGGCCGGCUUCACCCUCAUCAAGGAACGCGACUCUUGGGCCUCGAAGCUCCAGCCCGGCGGCAAGUACUACCUGACCCGCAACGGCUCCUCCAUCGUCGCCUUCGCCAUCGGCCGCAAGUGGCGCCCGGGCAAUCCCGUCGCCAUCGUCGGCGCCCACACUGACUCGCCCUGCCUGCGCCUCAAGCCCGUCUCUAAAAAGUCAAAUGUCGGCUAUCUGCAGGUCGGCGUCGAGACGUACGGCGGCGGCAUCUGGCACUCGUGGUUCGACCGCGACCUGAGCAUCGCCGGCCGCGUCCUCGUCCGCGACGGGGACAACUUCGUCCAGAGGCUCGUCAAGGUCGACCGCCCGCUCCUGCGCAUCCCCACUCUAGCCAUUCACCUCCACCGUCAGUCCAACUUCGACCCCAACAAGGAGACGGAGCUGUUUCCCAUUGCCGGCCUCGCGGCCGCCGAGCUGAACAAAAGCGCCGCCGCCGCCGGUGAGCCCGCAGAGGACGAGCAGGACCACGAUGUGGAGGAUUUCCGCCCGCUGGAUCAAAUGUCGGAGCGCCACCACCCGGCCGUGCUCGACGUGCUCGCCAGCGAGCUCAAGGUGGACGUGUCGGCCAUUGCCGACUUCGAGCUCGUCCUCUACGACACGCAAAAGUCGUGCAUCGGCGGCAUCAGCGACGAGCUCAUCUUCUCGCCGCGCCUCGAUAAUCUGGGCAUGACGUACUGCUCCGUAAUGGGCCUCAUCUCAUCGGUCCGCGACGGCGCCUCGCUCGACAACGACUCGACAAUCCGCAUGACGGUGUGCUUCGACCACGAGGAGAUUGGCUCGCAGUCGGCUCAGGGCGCCCACUCCAACCUGCUGCCCUCGGUGAUCCGCCGCCUGUCUGUCUUGCCCGGCAACCGCGAUGCCUCGAGCGAGGGCAGCUAUGAGGCCGUCCACCACGAGGGCGAGGAGUCGACGGCCUACGAGCAGACCCUGUCGCGGUCCUUCCUCAUGUCGGCCGACAUGGCGCACGCCGUGCACCCCAACUACGCCGGCAAGUACGAGUCGUCGCACCAGCCCGCCAUGAACAAGGGCACUGUCAUCAAGAUCAACGCCAACCAGCGCUAUGCCACCAACUCACCCGGCAUCGUCCUCGUCCAGGAGUGCGCCCGCCUCGCCGGCGUGCCCCUGCAGCUUUUCGUCGUCCGCAACGACUCCCCCUGCGGCAGCACCAUCGGCCCGGGCCUCGCCGCCAAGCUCGGCAUGCGCACCCUUGACCUCGGCAACCCCCAGCUCAGCAUGCACAGCAUCCGCGAGACGGGCGGCGCCGCCGAUGUCGAGCACGCCGUCAAGUUGUUUGACCAGUUCUUUGAGAGCUAUGGCCGCCUCGAGCCUAAGAUUUUGGUGGACUAGGCGAUGAUGGCAACAAAUGGGAUGCAAUUCGAGCAACGAGAUUAUUUUCUCUCAUAUUUUGUCUCCCUUUUCUUGCCACGCGGGUGCAUGGCAAGACGGCGGGAGGUGUAAUGUUGGCGGUGUUGGGUGUGAGUUGUGUGUGUGUCGGAUCUGCUGUGAAAUGUGCCACGGCCAGCCAGUUGUACCCUUAAUAAGUGAAGGAACCACGUAGGCUGUGACAGCAUCUUUUGCCAUGCUUACGACAGCUGGCUAUGAGAAAACGGCAUGAGGCGCCUUCAUGCGCGCCAGAAAAUGCUUCAUUACAAAAGAUGAAUCAAUCAAUGUUAUUUCUUUUUCAAAGCCAGGAAACAUUGUCCAGCAACGCCGUUUGGUAACCCCAUCCCAUCACAUUCACUCGUC
This is a messenger RNA of Purpureocillium takamizusanense, 2118 nucleotides long. Its product is annotated as Aspartyl aminopeptidase. Gene Ontology annotation, biological process: proteolysis. Bases 91 to 1719 code for a protein of 542 amino acids. Lineage: Eukaryota; Fungi; Ascomycota; Sordariomycetes; Hypocreales; Ophiocordycipitaceae. Gene Ontology annotation, molecular function: zinc ion binding; metalloaminopeptidase activity. Gene Ontology annotation, cellular component: fungal-type vacuole. The transcript is spliced from 2 exons. The record is from RefSeq and is a predicted model, not a curated record.